AUGCAAAACUUGUUGCUGGCUCCUUUGGACGCGUUGAUCUCACACAGCGCCAAGCGGCAGAGCGGAGUGUGAGUGUAUCUGUAUCCCAAGUGCACUCAGACCACACCAGACAAGACUCGGUAAACGGAGGGACGCACACAUUAGGAGCGAAACGCAUUGAAAGGACUUAAGGCAGAGGCGCUUCGCUGCAAGGCGCAUGACCGGCGGCAGCGGGUGAAGGAUGCUGUCAAGCCGCUCCGUAGUUGUGGAGUGCGGGUAGUGCACGCCGCGCUACUCCGGGUUCAGGUCGCGUAAACGGACGCUCCGGUUCUCCGGUGCCUUGGUUGGAGAGCCGUGUUUGUGGACUUUCCUGCACACUGGACUUUUGGCUGCGUGCCUGUUGUCGAGAUUUUGAAGGACACCGGUGGGCACUAUUUAUUUAAAAAACAGAUUUUCCCCCCUCAAAGCCACAGAGGUAGUUUUAACCACACGGCUCCAGUUGGACUUUUUUUCCUUGUUUCCAGUAUGGGACCUUAUGCAAAAAGUCGCACCGGGACAUUUGACAUUGGACUGGAAUAAUGAAUUAGCUGACAGAAAUUGUCAUAUUCCCUCUUCUAUCGCUCCAGUUCUUGUGCGCUCUCCUUUUAGUUUGUGAGCGAGAUGUUUUUGUGUCAUGUUUGCACCGAAGAAAUGCGCACAGAGAAACUUUGGAAUAUGGUAGGUCACCCGUGCAGCAAGUUAAAUUGCAGUGUUUGGUAUUUGUAUGCUUAAUCAAAGACAGAAAAGAGAGCAGUCAAGUGCACGCAUAAAUAGGGGAGCAGGGACACGGUUUACGUGCGUAUUUUGGACACAGUCUGUCCCCUCUCUCCACCGCGUCCUUGGAGAAGUUGAAAAACAAAAACAAUUGCUUCAAAACAAUGAGAACUUAUUUGGUGAGUUUAAACAUUUAAAGUGGAUAAAGCAGUUUGAUCAUCAGAGUGAUACAAACAUUUGAAUAGUUUCUUGUGUAUCUCUUUUUUUCUUCUUUUUUUUUUUUUUUGCUUUUGGGGACAGACGGAAAAACAGACAGUGUGCCGAUGUCUGGCAAACUGGCCGUCAUGUGGGAUUGAUUGCAGGGGAGUAUGUUUGGGCUGGAGCAGUUUGGUUCUCAGAUUAAUAGCAGAAACCCUGGCCAGUCAGAGAGAAACAUAAACCAACCGAGACUGAACAUGGGCUCCCACUAUAAAAGCCCAGGUUUUCACGCCGGAGGCCCGCCGGGAGCCGUGGAGCCCGGCAUGGGCCCUCUGAGCGAGCCGCAAAUGCUCGGGCUCAACAUGAACAUGAACGGAGAGCAGUACGGGGGCUUUCACCCGCGGGGCCACUCGGACAUGCAUACAGGCGGCGGAAUUCAGCAGCAGCAGCAGCAAGGACCCAUGCAUGGAUUUUUUAACAACCAGCAACCUCAUCAAGGACAUCCUCACGGCCAUCAACCUCACCCCCACCAACCUCACCCCCAUUUCAGUGGGAAUUUUGGAGGCCCAGAGCCAGGGUCAUCAUGCCUGCAUGGUGGCAGGCUAAUGGGCUACAACAACAAUGGCAUGGGACCACAGCAGGGCUUUGGAGAAGGAUUUGAUCCUCUCACUGAGGGACAGGCAGGGGAUGGCUUUCCCCAGCAGCAGCAGCAACAGCGGCCUGGUAACAUGCCUGACUUUCAACAUCACGGGCCUCCCAGUGGCAGCCAUGCUGUCCCCGCUCCCUGUCUACCCCUGGACCAGUCUCCUAACAGAGCAGCAUCCUUUCAUGGUCUCCCCUCCUCCUCAUCAUCCUCUUCUGAGUCUCAUGGCCUGGAGCCUCGGCGGAUGCCCAACCAGGGAGCUGUAGAGGGAUUAGAGUAUAACUUCCCAAGUGAGCCUCCGUCUGGACAUUUUGAUGUACAUGUAUUUUCCCCAUCUGAUUCAGAAUCUCAGUUACCCCAUUUUGGGCCCGGAAGGCCAGUUCCCAGUGGUAAUUUCGCAGGGAACCCCGGUAUGCCACGGACACCAGGUAUGUCGGGCAUCUCUAAAGGACACCAGCCGCCGCCACAGCCCCAGCAGCCUCAGCAUGGAGUGUUUUUUGAGCGUUUUGGAAAUGGCCGGAAGGUGCCCGUGGGAAUGGAGCCGGGGGUCAAUGCAAGACAUCCUCUCAUGCAGCAGCAACAACAGGCUGGCUUGAUAGCCAGACAGAAUUCAUGCCCCCCUGGCCUCCCCCGACCCCCUCAGGCUGAGCCCGGCUCGACUAACCCUAACAUUCUGGACGGAGGGGUCAUGAUGCCUGGCCAACACAACCAGUUUGAAUAUCCUAUUCACAGACUGGAAAAUAGGGGUCUGCACCCUUAUGGGGACCCCAUGUUUAAUAUGCAACAGCCAGCUCCUCCUCCAUCCCAACAGCCCCCGAAUCAGAGGCUGCAACACUUUGACUCUCCUUAUAUGAACAUGGCGAAAAGGCCUAGAUUUGACUUUCCUAAUGCACAUGGUGGUGAGGGCUGGUGUGGUGGUAUGGAUAACCACCUCUCCCCCUCUGCCUACCCCGGCCUGCCUGGAGAGUUCACCCCACCUGUGAGUGAAGGUUUCCCUCCAGGUCCCCUGCAGCAUCCGGGGCCUGAGCAGCAGUCUCUGCAGCAGCGGCAGAACGCAGCCAUGAUGAUUAAACAAAUGGCCUCUCGCAACCAGCAGCAGAGGAUGAGGCAGCCCAGUCUGCAGCAGCUGGGUCACCAUGGCGAUGUACCUCCUGGCCCAAUGGCUCACGGAGGCCCAGUCGGGAGCAUGCCACAGCCCAACUUUGACAGGGAGAAUGGUGGCAGGAUGCCCAACAUUGAUGGACAAAAUCCUCAUGUAACUCAGGAGAACUCCUGGUUCCAAGGGUCCCACCCACCAGGGGAGAUGAUGUCACGGCGUAUGGGUGGAGCGGGUAAUGAAUCAGGGCCUCAUGACAUGGGGCUACAGCAGAACGGGGCUGGGAUGAUGUUUAGGCCAGGCAUAGGCAUGCAGGAGCCCAUGAGAAUACCAGGAGAUGGGCAUGUACAGGCUCUCCAUUCCCCCGGCAUGCACUCACAAUUCAGCAACAACAUGGGCAACCUCUCACAAAUGCAGUCUCCAGGAGCAGGGACAGGGCACCCAAAUGCACCAGCAGAGAGGCGGCCGGCUGACUUCCCUGCACCUCCAAUGGGAGCACAGCCAACGUUUCCCUAUGGGGGGGCUAACCGUCAGGGGCCAGCCCACAGUGCUCCCCAGGGGGUGAACACCUCACCAGGGAGCUACCCUCCUCAGUCUGAGUUCCCUCCAGGCCAGCGGUCGUCUGUUAGUAAGCUUGGAGCUCUGUCCCUCGGGAACUUCAGCAAAACCAGCACUAAAGACAGUGUUUUCGGCCAGAGCUGCCUGGCGGCCCUUUCCACGGCCUGCCAGAACAUGAUCGCUAGCCUAGGGGCCCCCAAUCUUAACGUAACAUUCAACAAGAAGAACCAAAAUGAGGGCAAGCGAAAACUGAGUCAGACAGAGCAGGACAUUAAUAGCAGCACAUCUAAUGGGACUGGCAGUGCUGGACCUGAAUAUUUUCAGAGCAGCACUUCCCAGAACAGCCAGAUGCCUGGCACUGGGAAUAGCAACUCUAAGCCUGCAAGUCAAAGCCAGACGGUGCAGGGGGAAGCCAGUGCCCUCUCCCCAAAUUACAACAUGGACGCUACCCCGUGCAGUGAGGGGAAGGCAACAACAGGGAGUGGGAGAGGGAGAGGGAGGAGAAAAAGAGACAGUGGACAUGUGAGCCCUGGAAUUUUUUUUUCCCCUGACAAUGGUAACCCUGUUGUAAGUCCAGGCCAGCAGACCCCCUCUGCUGGCGUUGGGGAGAGGGGUGGGGGAACGCCCCAUGAGAAACACCUCCAAUCACCUUCUUGGGGAAAAGGAGCCGACCUAAUGUUGGGGGACCAGGCCGACCUGAUGUCUUCUUUGGACAGUGGCAUUCAAAGUGUCGCCAAGUCUGACAGUAGCUCACCACGAGUGGACUUUCCUGACGAUGUCAGCACCCACUACGGCAACGAGGAUGAGGUGUCCUCCAGCUCAGAUGCAGGAGGGGCCUCGGCCACCAAGCCGAAUCGCAGCCCUAUGAUCACCGGCUCACCCAAAAUGCAGCGGAGUGACCAUGGGUUGAUAAAUGGACAGAAGCCCUUAGGCAUGGGCAUUAACAAUCAUACUACCUCGACACCAGACAGCUAUGGACUGAAUGCUGGUGGGGGCACAGGGGCCAGUGGGGUGAGCCACCCGGGCACUCCUGGGGUGGAGCAGGUACGCACCCCAUCCAGCACCUCUGGCCAGGAAGAAAUCCAUCCUCUGGAGAUCCUUCAGGCCCAGAUCCAGCUACAGCGGCAGCAAUUCAGUAUCUCUGAGGACCAGCCCCUGGCCAUGAAAAAUGGCAAAAAGAAUGGCGACUGUCCCUCACAGAACGGAGACAAUGAGCUGGCAAGCUGCAGCCCGGAUGCUGGGAAGGGCUCAAUGGGCACUAUUGACCUUGACACCCUCAUGGCAGAGCAGCACGCCACCUGGUACGUGCCCAGUGACAAGGCCAUGAUGGACGGGUCAGAGGAUGACAAGGCCAUGGGACCAUGGGAAAAAAAUAAGAGCCAAAACAACAGCAAAGAAGAAUCAGAGCUCUCCCAGGGUAAGGCUGGAGCUGGGGCCCCGGGAGUCGGAGGAGGAGGGGGAGGAGGAGGAGGGGGAGGGAGCAAUGGAGGGAACCACCUGCAGUGCCUGUCCGUCCACUGCACAGACGAGCUGGGGGACAGUAAGGGCCGAGGGGGGCCCGUCUCGUCCUGGCGCUCUCUCCACUCUGAUAUCUCCAACCGAUUUGGGACAUUCGUGGCGGCACUGACUUGAGAAAAAAAAGCAGGCCCAGCAGGAAGUAGGAGAGAAGAUUAAGAAAAGCUUCAGAGACAAAUAAUGAUGAUGAGGAGGAUGAUGAUGAUGAUGAUGAUAAAGUGUUGACGAGGCAACUGCGAGCAGCUCCUGCCUGUUCAGGGACAGAAAGACAUUUAUACUCGUAAAUGCAAACAUGACCACAGACGCUCACUCACUCUCUCUCUCUCUCUCUCUCUCUCACACACACACACACACACACA
This is a messenger RNA of Epinephelus fuscoguttatus (brown-marbled grouper), 5101 nucleotides long. RefSeq names its product meningioma 1b (gene mn1b). The record is from RefSeq and is a predicted model, not a curated record. Lineage: Eukaryota; Metazoa; Chordata; Actinopteri; Perciformes; Serranidae. Gene Ontology annotation, biological process: regulation of DNA-templated transcription. Bases 1101 to 4859 code for a protein of 1252 amino acids. The transcript has 2 exons.